AUAAACUGAAUUUUAUUUUGAUCUAUUUUUCGAUCGAGAGAAAAGAAAAUAAUGGGGAAUACGUCUUGCAUGUUUUGUACCUGCGUCGAACAGGGGAAUAUCGGCGUGGUGGAGCGGUUUGGCCGGUUCGAGAAAUUGGCGGAGCCUGGCCUCCACAUAUUUAAUCCUUUCGCCGGUCAGUAUCUCGCCGGCAUCCUUUCAACCAGAAUCUCCUCCCUCGAUGUUCGCAUCGAAACCAAAACCAAGGACAAUGUGUUUGUGCAAUUGCUUUGCUCGAUUCAGUACAGAGUGGUGAAGGCACAUGCUGAUGAUGCAUUUUACGAGCUGCAAAAUCCCGAUGAACAGAUCCGGGCCUAUGUGUUUGAUGUUGUUCGAGCUCUAGUUCCUAGAAUGAAUUUGGAUGAUCUCUUUGAACAAAAGGGUGAGGUUGCUAAAGCUGUUCUUGAGGAACUUGGAAAGGUGAUAGGAGAUUAUGGAUAUAGCAUUGAGCACAUACUGAUGGUUGACAUUAUACCUGAUCCUGCUGUGCGCACGGCAAUGAAUGAGAUAAAUGCAGCUCAAAGACUUCAGCUUGCCAGUGUGUACAAAGGUGAAGCUGAGAAAGUGCUCCAAGUCAAAAGAGCAGAAGCUGAAGCCGAAUCCAAGUACCUGGGUGGAGUCGGUGUGGCCAGGCAGCGUCAGGCAAUCACAGAUGGGUUGAGGGAAAACAUUUUGGACUUCUCUCACAAGGUGGAAGGCACCUCAGCCAAGGAGGUGAUGGAUCUUAUUAUGAUCACACAAUAUUUCGACACGAUCAAGGACCUCGGCAACUCCUCAAAGAACACUACCGUGUUUAUUCCCCAUGGACCUGGUCACGUUAGGGACAUUGGUGAGCAGAUCCGGAAUGGGCUGAUGGAGGCAUCAACUGCUCAAAUAAAUGUUGAAUGAAUAUCAAGACAAAACAAUCUAAUAGUCUUUGCAGGCCGUAGUGACCCAACUUUUCUUACCAUUGGCUGUCGGCUGCAGUUGCAGGUACGUUUCAUGCAUUUCAGUGUCUUGGGCCAAUGGCUAAUAUUGGCUUUUAGAGCUAAACGCAUAGCUUUUAAUUAUACCAAGAAAAAAGCAUGGCCACAAAUAUUUUUAUGUAAUAUUCUAUGACUGAUUGAAUUAAUUUUAUGUGAUGUAUGUAACUAGAAAUGAAAUAAAAUCGUUUUUGUUCAUAGUAGGGGAAAAGAAAAA
This is a messenger RNA of Gossypium arboreum, 1218 nucleotides long. Its product is annotated as protein PPLZ12-like. The record is from RefSeq and is a predicted model, not a curated record. NCBI's taxonomy places the organism in Eukaryota, Viridiplantae, Streptophyta, Magnoliopsida, Malvales, Malvaceae. The coding region runs from base 52 to 927 and encodes 291 amino acids. The transcript has 6 exons.